Anoplophora glabripennis (Asian longhorned beetle) is the source of this 577-nucleotide messenger RNA. Its product is annotated as thyroglobulin-like. The coding region runs from base 76 to 444 and encodes 122 amino acids. NCBI's taxonomy places the organism in Eukaryota, Metazoa, Arthropoda, Insecta, Coleoptera, Cerambycidae. The record is from RefSeq and is a predicted model, not a curated record. The transcript is spliced from 3 exons.
GUUUCUGGAGAGGAAGACGGCGUAUUCUACAAAAAGUGCGAGGAAGAGUACGUAGCAAUAUUAGAAGAAGUUAAUAUGUACAAAGAUGAUGGAUUCGACCUGGUAUUUUCCUACACUUUCCCAAAAUGCGAUCUAGACGGCAGUUACCAAGCCGUGCAGGAAAAUUCGACUCACAAAAUAUGCGUAGACAAAGAAGGAAGCGUUCUUACCGCCGUGGACAAGAUAGAAAAUAAAACUUUAGCGGAUGCAAUGGACUGCAACUGUUUGAGGGCAAACCUCAUAAUCACAUCCGUGGAGAAACCUACAUGUGAAGUGAAUGGAAAUUAUUCUCCAAUACAAUGCAGAAGAGGAACAUGCAGAUGCGUCGAUAACAAUGGAAACCAAGUUUGCAAAAGCUCUGUGUGUGAAGUAGCAGAAAUAGACAGAGAUACUUUGAAAUGUUGAUAUACUACAGUUAAUUUAAAACAUAAUAAAUUGGAUUUUAUAACUUAUAUUUAUCUUAAACUUUUUACAAAACAUAUGUUAUUGUGCGUCUGUACACGAUAGUUACAUGACUAUAUUAAACAGUCCGUUUUUA